This is a messenger RNA of Polypterus senegalus (gray bichir), 1912 nucleotides long. RefSeq names its product NACHT, LRR and PYD domains-containing protein 3-like. Lineage: Eukaryota; Metazoa; Chordata; Cladistia; Polypteriformes; Polypteridae. The transcript has 3 exons. Bases 355 to 1344 code for a protein of 329 amino acids. The record is from RefSeq and is a predicted model, not a curated record. Gene Ontology annotation, cellular component: cytoplasm.
UCUGAGGACCUGAGAAAUGAGCUGUCAUGUCUGAAAAAGAGUUUGGAGAAGAUCAGCCAGUGGGACAUCAAGACAUCGACUUCGUCAGGAAAGAAGCUCUUAGAGGAGAUUAACACCAGAAACAAGUCGCCUGUCCUUGAUCCUCAUAUUAAAGAUCUCCAUGAGACACACAGACAGGCUGUGUCUGAAUCCACAAGGACUGUGGAGGCUCAGGCUUCUCCUGGAGAUCCACACACCACAGCUGUGGGCUUUGAGACUCGAUACACAGAGUUGGUGGCCAUUGAACAGGACCCUAGAAACCAUAAGGAGACUGAAAAUAAACUUGUGAAGACUGGGGGGUUUCAUGAAGAGCUCAUGAAGAAAGGAGCAGCAGAGAAAUGUGAGCGAAUCUGGAUUGAGCAGCUGUUUAGAAGAAGUCCUGUAAGUGUAAAUCCAGUCAACAUCAUAGUGGUCAGUGGGAUGGCCGGAAUAGGGAAGACCACCAUGGUUCAGAAGAUCAUGUAUGACUGGGCCAGAGGCACUCAGUACCAGAGGUUUGCUUUUGUGUUCCUGUUUAAAUUCAGAGAGCUUAACCUCCUAGACAAUGAGAAUGAGACACAAAUGUCACUGACCAAACUGAUUGAAAGGCACUAUAAAUAUCUCAGUAAUGAUCCACUGAAAGACAUUCUGAAGAAUCCUGAAACUCUCCUGUUUAUAUUCGAUGGGCUGGAUGAGUACAAACACAAACUGGACUUCACCCAGAGUCAGCUCUGCUCAAACCCAGACGUUGAGGUGCCUGUCCACAUCCUGGUCACCAGUCUGGUCAGUCGGACAUUACUGAAGGGCUGUUCAGUCCUGAUAACAAGCAGACCAACAGCCCUGGAAGCCAUGGACAUGGAAAGAGUUGAUCAGUUUGUAGAGAUCCUGGGGUUCUUCCCUGAACAAAGGCUGAUGUACUGUAAGAAGUUCUUUGGUGACACUGCUCUGGCUGCUCAGGCUUUUCAGUAUGUCAAGAAGAACACCAUCCUGUACUCAAUGUGCUUCAUCCCCUCGUACUGCUGGAUGAUCUGCUCUGUGUUGAAGAGCCACUUCAUGACACCUGAAACAGCCAAAAGUGAAGCUCUGCAAGUAGGUCAGUGGCUCUGUGAGGCUCAGAAUAAGGAGUUAAUUAGAGACACCAUUGGAAAGGAUUUAAAGAUGAACUUUAGCAGCACGACUUUAUCUGCUGUGGACUGUGCUGUGCUGGCCGCUGUCAUCAGCUGCUGUGGAGAACUUAAAGAACUUAACCUGUCAGACACACCUCUGACCACCGAGUGCAUCAAGAGACUGGAGCCGGGGCUCAGCUGCUGCAGUACAGUCUGGUGAGUGAUGCGACUUUGACGAGUUUUAUCUGUCAGUAAUGGCACUUUGUGUCAGGGCACUGAGCUCCACUGUCAUAGGACCUUCUAAUAAGCCCCACCCACUCAACAGGAAGUGAGGUCAACUGCUAAUGACAUGAUAAUUAUGCCAUCUUAUUCUUGAUGAUCCUUUACAACUCGUCUGAACAAUCCAGACCUCACGCUGUCAUAUCUGUUUCAGACUCUUACAGUCAUUAAAGCCGCCUCGUGCAGACAAUGAGCCGGUACCACUGGUGUAGAUCAGCAGAUUAAAAAGAUGGAUGAAAAUUCUCAUAUUCUUACUGCAUUAGUUAGUAAUUAAUCAAUGAUGUGAAACAUUAUAUUGUGUGAAUGUGACCAUAGUGGCAGAGAAUUAAACCUAAAGUGUGAUUACGAGAGUGAGGAGGAAUGUUCACAAUUUGCAGAAUCCCAGAUGAAUCAAUGAAUCUCCAGUUCAUUUUCACCAUCAGCAGGCAGACUGUGGGCCAAAAAAAUGGAUGCUGGAGGUUUGAUUUUUCACAAUGAUGCGUUGAUUACUGAGUUUAAUUCUUUUUAUU